CUGUCUGAGGGGGAAUAAAAAAAAAAAAAAAAAGAAAGCGGCGUCUGUAACCUCAGCAUCCACUGGGAGAAGAGGCGGCAGCAGAGCAGACAGAGGCGCCCUCUUCCAGGAACUGCUCAGUGACGGCUCGUCGUCUACCGUCACACACUCUUUGCUGCUGCUUCUGCACUGACUGCAUGGGGACAGUCCCCGCCGCCGUCCCGCGUCUGCUGCCCGAGCUCUUCAUGCCUGCUGCAGUCAGGGUCCACAUUGGGAAGAGAGACCUGUAAGCAGCCGCAUCCCGCCGCUCAGCCUGCACCAUGGGCAGCAAAGGACAUUACAGAUAUCACUGGCAAAGCCACAAUGUUAAGCACAGUGGGGUGGAUGAUAUGGUCCUGUUGUCCAAAAUUUCUGAAGAUUCUAUAGUGGAAAACCUGAAGAAGCGCUAUAUGGAUGAUUUCAUCUUUACAUACAUUGGACCAGUCUUGAUCUCUGUAAAUCCAUUUAAACAAAUGCCUUACUUUGGAGAAAAGGAGAUUGAAAUGUACCAAGGAGCUGCUCAGUAUGAAAAUCCACCACAUAUCUAUGCAUUAGCUGACAACAUGUACAGAAACAUGAUCAUUGACAGGGAAAACCAGUGUGUCAUUAUAAGUGGAGAAAGUGGUGCAGGAAAAACAGUGGCUGCAAAAUAUAUCAUGGGCUACAUUUCUAAAAUAUCAGGGGGAGGCCCAAAAGUUCAGCACGUAAAAGAUAUCAUUCUGCAAUCAAAUCCUUUAUUAGAGGCAUUUGGCAAUGCAAAGACCGUGAGGAACAACAACUCCAGCAGAUUUGGAAAGUACUUUGAAAUUCAGUUCAGUCCUGGAGGAGAACCAGAUGGAGGCAAAAUAUCCAACUUUUUGCUGGAAAAAUCUCGAGUGGUGAUGAGAAAUCCAGGAGAAAGAAGUUUUCAUAUUUUUUAUCAGUUAAUAGAAGGAGCCUCUAAAGAACAAAGGAAUGACCUUGGGAUUACAAACCUAGAUUAUUAUUACUACCUUAGCCAGUCUGGAUCUUACAAAGUGGAUGACAUCAAUGAUAAGAGGGACUUUCAAGAAACCAUGCAUGCCAUGAGCGUUAUUGGUAUUUUUGCCGAAGAGCAAGCUAUGGUGCUUCACAUAGUAGCAGGAAUUCUCCACCUGGGUAAUAUUAGCUUCAAAGAAAAAGGAAACUAUGCUGCAGUGGAGAGUGAAGAGUUUCUAGCAUUCCCUACAUUUCUUCUUGGAAUAAAUGAAAGUCGUUUGAAAGAGAAGUUGACAAGCAGGCAGAUGGAUAGCAAGUGGGGCGGCAAGUCAGAGUCUAUCAAUGUGACACUGAAUGUGGAGCAGGCCUGCUAUACCAGGGACGCUUUAGCCAAAGCACUUCAUUCUCGUCUGUUUGAUUACCUGGUGGAUUCAAUUAAUAAAGCUAUGCAGAAGGAUCACGAAGAAUAUAAUAUCGGUGUUCUAGAUAUUUACGGCUUUGAGAUUUUCCAGAAAAAUGGUUUUGAGCAGUUCUGCAUCAAUUUUGUCAAUGAAAAGUUACAGCAAAUAUUUAUCGAGCUGACUCUCAAAGCAGAACAGGAAGAAUAUGUCCAGGAAGGAAUCCGAUGGACCGCCAUAGAGUAUUUUAACAAUAAAAUAGUAUGUGACCUCAUUGAGAAUAAAGUGAAUCCACCUGGCAUUAUGAGCAUUUUGGAUGAUGUAUGUGCCACAAUGCAUGCUGUGGGAGAAGGGGCAGAUCAGACUCUUUUACAGAAGCUCCAGAUGGCGGUGGGAACACAUGAACAUUUUAACAGCUGGAACCAGGGUUUUAUUAUUCAUCAUUAUGCUGGAAAGGUGUCUUAUGAUAUGGAUGGAUUCUGUGAGCGGAAUCGGGAUGUACUUUUUACUGAUCUCAUUGAGCUUAUGCAAAGUAGCAAAUUACCUUUCAUAAAAGCUUUAUUUACAGAAAACCUUCAAGCAGAAAAGAAGGGUCGUCCUACUACAGCCAGCAGUAAAAUUAAGAAACAAGCAAAUGACUUGGUCAACACCUUGAUGAAAUGUACUCCACACUAUAUCCGCUGCAUCAAACCUAAUGAAACCAAGAAACCCCGGGACUGGGAGGAGAGCAGGGUGAAACAUCAAGUAGAAUAUUUGGGUCUCAAGGAAAACAUCCGCGUGCGCAGAGCAGGAUAUGCCUACAGGAGGGUGUUCAAGAAAUUCCUGCAAAGAUAUGCUAUUCUCACCAAAGAAACCUGGCCUUCCUGGAGAGGAGAUGAGAAGAAAGGUGUCCUCCACCUACUGCAUUCUGUUAAUGUGGACUCUGAUCAGUUCCAGCUUGGAAAAUCCAAAGUCUUUAUCAAAGCUCCAGAGUCGCUAUUUCUCCUGGAGGAGAUGCGUGAGAGGAAGUAUGAUGGCUACGCUCGAACAAUUCAGAAAGCCUGGAGGAAGUAUGUUGCCAGGAAGAAGUAUGUUGAGAUGCGAGAACAAGCCUCAGAUCUUUUUCUUAACAAAAAAGAGAGAAGACGGAAUAGUAUCAACAGAAAUUUUAUUGGUGACUACAUUGGUAUGGAAGACCAUCCUGAGCUCCGGCAAUUUUUAGCAAAACGGGAAAAAGUGGAUUUUGCCGACACUGUUACUAAAUAUGACCGAAGAUCUAAAACAAUCAAAAGAGACCUUAUCCUCACACCAAGAUCUGUGUACCUCAUUGGGAGAGAGAAAGUUAAACAGGGCCCAGAAAAGGGAGUGGUAAAGGAGGUUGUUAAAAGGAAGAUUGACGUGGAGCGUAUUCUUUCUGUCUCUUUAAGUACAUUACAAGAUGACUUUUUCAUUCUUCAUGAGCAAGAAUAUGACACUUUGCUGGAAUCCAUCUUUAAGACAGAAUUUAUUAGCCUGCUGGCCAAGCACUAUGAGGAAAAGACCCAAAGAAAACUACCUCUGAAAUUUAGUAAUACACUUGAGAUGAAAUUGAAAAAAGAAACUUGGGGUCCUUGGAGUAGUGGAAGUGGCUCCCGACAAGUGCAAUUUAUUCAAGGAUUUGGUGAUUUGGCCAUACUGAAACACAGCAAUAAGGUGCUACAGGUCAGCAUAGGGCAAGGCCUGCCAAAGAACUCCCGGCCAACGCGAAGAAACCUUGUUGACGGGAGAGGUAACAUGAACAAAGCCAAAUCCUACCCGAGCAGGGCUGCCCCCCCACCACCAGGGUCCCACCAGAAUGGAUUGAUACAUAAUAACCAAUACGGGCAGCAGCAGAGGUCCGGAAGGCAAUUCAACAACUCUAGAACAUCACAACAGUCUAUGGAUCACCCAUCUUUACCAAGGCACGUAGCUGGCGCAGCAGCAGUCAGAAAUCCACUGCAGCCCCAGAGUUUGGACUUCCUUCGUGUGCCAGACCAAGGUGUUGCUGGUGCGCGUCGACAGACAACAAGCCGCCCCCCUCCUGGUGGAGGAAGGCCAAAACCUCAGCCUAAACCAAAACCGCAAGUGCCGCAGUGCAAGGCCCUGUAUGCAUAUGAUGCACAGGAUACAGACGAGCUUAGUUUUAAUGCCAAUGACAUCAUUGAGAUUAUCAAAGAAGACCACUCAGGUUGGUGGACCGGAAGACUACGGGGGAAGCAAGGACUUUUUCCUAAUAAUUAUGUUACCAAGAUUUAAGAUGGACUGCAGACAAAAGACUCGCGUCUGUAACCCUUCCAGUAAUUGUCAAAUAGGGAAGAAGUGCCUCACCUUGUAGCACAUCGCCUCAGAAGCCCAAACCAAAUUGCAACACUGUGAGAGCUAAACGCUACAAAAUAUGGACACCAAAGACCUGAACUGGAAGAUAUUUAUUACACUUUAUCCGAUCUGAGACACUUUUUUUUUUGCUGCCUGGUGGCCCGUGAUGCAUUGCUGAGCAGUGUGUUACAAGCCUCCCUAGUGGCACGAGGGUUAUAGAGUGAAUGGAGUUCUGCUAGCGUUUUCUACCUAAUGAUGUGUGUGAUAGGAAGUGCCUCUAGUUUACUGAUGUUAAAUUAUACAAAGAUGAAUCGUAUGCACAGUUCCUCUCUCGUGUGCAUCUGGAUGAAGGAAAUGUUUCUUAUGCUGCUAAUGCAUCACUAACCAGUGGAGGAAAGUGUAAUUGAAGUUGGAUACAGUGAGAAUGUGUGUGCUGAUUAUUGAUAACUGAAUAGCUCCGUGAGGCACUGUAUAUUGAAGAUGAUGUGUUUUCGCUGCACAGUUCCAUAGUCUUAUAAUGAAAUAUGGCUGGCCCAUGUUAAUAUCUUGGUAUUGAAUGCUGUUACCUGUUACAGGAAGCAUCUCAUUCUUUUAAGCUGUAAAUUUAUAUAGCAAAUCAUAUAUACUGUAAAUAUAUAUAUAUAUAUAAUAAUGUUAUUACAUGUAUGGAUGUAUAACAUAGGACUCUUAUGGCAGAUUUUAGGGCUAAUAUAUCAGGUACUUAUGAAACAUGCACUUAUGUUUUUUUUUAAUGCUUUCUAGCCUGUGCUAUUGCUUAUACGAUGGAAGCUGUCGCAAAUUUCCUGAAUACCAAUUAACAGAAGCCAGCCCAAUCAAGGCAGAAUUGCAUCAUGUAAUAGGCUAGUUAAUAAAUAUCGUUCUCUUUUUAUCCA
Bufo gargarizans (Asiatic toad) is the source of this 4579-nucleotide messenger RNA. It is a transcript of the gene MYO1E, whose product is annotated as myosin IE. The record is from RefSeq and is a predicted model, not a curated record. The transcript is spliced from 28 exons. Bases 300 to 3626 code for a protein of 1108 amino acids. Gene Ontology annotation, cellular component: cytoplasm; vesicle; microvillus. Gene Ontology annotation, biological process: actin filament organization; vesicle transport along actin filament. Lineage: Eukaryota; Metazoa; Chordata; Amphibia; Anura; Bufonidae. Gene Ontology annotation, molecular function: ATP binding; actin filament binding; microfilament motor activity.